Molecule: messenger RNA, 919 nt
Organism: Punctularia strigosozonata HHB-11173 SS5
Lineage: Eukaryota; Fungi; Basidiomycota; Agaricomycetes; Corticiales; Punctulariaceae
Product: VAMP/synaptobrevin-like protein
Exons: 7
Coding region: 164-832 (222 amino acids)
Biological process (GO): vesicle-mediated transport
Cellular component (GO): membrane
Source: RefSeq, a predicted model, not a curated record
ACUUCACCUCGCUACUAGCUAUAGUGCGACGCACUGUACGGGCGGUCUUCGACCACAACACUAGUGCUAUCAUCAAGCUGCUUUUUUCCCUCAGAGCAUCAAUCGGAACAAUCUAAGGCACACCCCAUAGUUAAUCGCCCCGCCCCCUGCCCAUCGCUACACGAUGUCUCUCAUUCACGCGCUCGUCGCUCGAGGCACCACUGUACUGGCCGAGCACCAAGGCGGACAACGGGAUUUCUCCCAAGCUGUUCAAACCAUCCUUACUCGCAUCCCACCUAAUGCUUCCAAGCUCACCUACGUUUGGGAGCAAUUCUUGUUCCAUUACAUAUCCGACGGGACGCACGUCUUUCUCUGCAUGGCAGAUGAUGCAGCAGGACGCCGAAUGCCCUUCACCUUCCUUGGAGACCUGCAGCAAAGGUUCAACGCCGCUGCGCUCCCAUCCUCCUCCCGCGGUGAUGAUCCGGCCUACAGCUUACAAGGAUCCUUUGGCCCAACGAUUGCUUCUCUGAUGCAAGAGUACAACACCAGUCCGCCCACCGACGAAUUGGGCCGUGCACAGGCCGAGCUCGCGCAGGUCAAGGACAUCAUGGUGCAGAAUGUCGAACAGAUCCUGUCUCGUGGCGAGCGCAUCGAGCUUCUCGUCGACAAGACGGACAACAUGGCCUCUCAGGCAACGGCAUUCAGACGAGGCGCGCGCACCGUGCGGAGACAGAUGUGGUGGAAGAACUCCAAGAUUUUGGCUUUAAGCGUGAUCGUUGCCCUCAUCCUCUUAUGGAUAUUCGUGGCACAAUUCUGCGGCGCAGGUUUGAACCAAUGUGGGGCCAAGCAUUAGUGUUGCUGUGUUCGCCCUCUUCCUCUCGUAUUGUAUUGCCACCUACAUCUACUUUGGAUUACCUUUUGAACUGCGCUAAAUAUUACC